GAUCCGAAGGUAUCGGUUCCAUGGAGCGUCACGGCGGAGGGAGAGUGUCCCAAAAAACGAAAAUAUAAAAUGCAUUUCACCACAGACUACACAAAAACGUGUCCUUGUUUAAUAAGGAUGAAAAAUAAUGACAAUGUUACGCGCUGAACUGUUUGCAACAGUGAUUUCAGCAUUGCUCAUGACGGUUUAAACGACUGUAAAAGGAAGGCUCACAUCCAACCGAACACUGUGACCCCAGAGCUAAGCUGACAUGUACCCAAACACCCUGAUCGCAGAGUUAAGCUGUCAUCUACUCAGAUGCCCUAAUUCCAAAGGCUCCUUGAUCCCAGUGGUAAGCUGCCGUCUACCGAAACACCCUGAUCACAGAGGCAAAGCACUGUCCGCCGAAACACCCUGAUCCCGGAUGUAGGCUGCCAUCCACGCAAACACAUUGUUCCCAGAAGUAAUCUGCCAUUCACCCAACCAUGCUGAUCCCAGAGGUAAACUACCUUCCAUCUAACCGCCUUGUUCUCUGGGGUAAGCUGACAUUUACCCAAAUACCCUGAUCCCAGAGGCAAGCUGCGGUCUACCCAAACACGCAGACCCCUCAGGUAAGCUCACAGUCAUGCAAAUGUCCUAACCCCAGAGGUAGGCUGCCUUUGACCCAGCUCCCUGACCCCUGAGGUAACCUCGCUUCCACCUAAACACUCUGAUCUCAGAGGCAAGCUGACAUUUGCCCAAACACCCUGAUCACAGAAAUAAGCUGCCAUCCACCUAAACGACCUACCCCCAGAGGUAAGCUGACAUCCAUCUAACUGCCUUGAUCCUAGGCUGCCCCAGUACGUCUAGGUGGUGACAAUCCAUCCUACAGGGUUGACAUGAUGUGCUUUCCUGAAGCACACAAAGGACACCUCGGGCUUUAUGAAUGUGUAUGACAGUGUUUUAGCCCGACCCUUGUCCAGAGGUCGGAAGUCUGCGGGCUGGGGAUCCCGCAGUGGCUGGUGGCUUGCCCACCGCCCUGCUGGGCGAACUGGUGUUUUUAUUUUUAGCUGCUUUUAUAGUCUAGCUCUGCUUGGCUCAUCCCGGAUUGGCGGACGUCGGGACCACGGCGGCGGAAGGACUCUGCUCCAGCGGCGACGUCGGUGGACCUUCCCGGAUGGCAACGGCCGGCGGACCAUCGAGGAAGCCCUUCAGCGGGCCGUGGCUGGUAGCAGGCGGGGGCCUGCGGAAUACCGCCCGGUUCUGCUGGAGGGCUGAGGGGGAGGUGGGCACCUUCCCCGACCGGCUGGCCUUCAUCCGGGAGGUGGCCUUCAAAGCACUGGGCCUUCGUAUUCUUUGCGUACAGCGGAAUGGCCCCUUCCAAUUCUUUGAGGUCACCUUGUCCACCGAUGACAGCUACAGCAAGGUCCUGGAGCGGAGCAAGGAGGGGGCCCAGCACCCCCUCCUCGGACGUUACAACAUCGAGCCGCUGUGGUGGCCCGACAAGCGGGUUAUUACUGUCCAUUGUUUUAACCCACACAUUACCGCUGAGGCUAAUGGCGCAGGCGGUUUUAGCCACCCCCCAGCCUAUUUUACUCUACAGGGCAAUAAGGCAUACCUUUUUUAUUCUGGACAGCCUCCCUUCUGCCGGCAGUGCCACAGCUUUGGACACACCCUGGAGGGAUGCGCCAACCUGCGCUGCCGCAACUGCCUGGAGUCGGGGCACAUGGCCAGGGACUGCAAGGGCCCCCGUCGCUGCAUAUACUGUAACAGCGAGGACCAUCUGGCUCGUUCCUGCCCACAGAGAAAGACUACAUAUGCCGACGCUCUGUCGGGUAACAGAGCAGUCGGCUCGGAGAAUGGUGGGGGAGCUCUAGCCCCCACGACUGGGCAGGAACAGCCGGCGACGGGGGCAGGAGGAGAAGCCCUGGUCGAGGUGGAGGAGGCCCCUUCGAGUGCGACACCAAUGCAGGAGGGGUCUCCGAACAAGGUGGAGCAGCUCGCCCUGGCUCCAGGCGUCAGCAGCAGGCGAAAGAAGAGCGUUGCAUCCCCCCGGGGGAGGAAGAAGAGCAGAAGGGAGGCGCAACCCGACGCAUCCAGCCCUCCGGCGGCCUCCUCGCCAGCAGUGGCGGCCGGGGACCAAGGCCGACAGUGUCCCCCCUCCCCGAUGUUAGAGGCCCCCCGUCUGGUGUGGGACUUGGGACAGUCCCCUGCACCCCCCCAGGAGUACAGCGGUCAACAGGACACUGCUAAUGAACAGGAGUACCUGGGGGGGCUGGAAUUGGGGGACCUUUUGAGGUUGACUGAGGAGGGGGGGCAGUAGGACAGUAUUGUUUUUAAUGGCUGGCUUUUAUUAUUUUAGUUUGUUGUUUUUAAUUGUAUUUUAUUAUUUUAA
Messenger RNA from Brienomyrus brachyistius, 2353 nucleotides. RefSeq lists its product as uncharacterized. Gene Ontology annotation, molecular function: nucleic acid binding; zinc ion binding. The record is from RefSeq and is a predicted model, not a curated record. NCBI's taxonomy places the organism in Eukaryota, Metazoa, Chordata, Actinopteri, Osteoglossiformes, Mormyridae. The coding region runs from base 1136 to 2281 and encodes 381 amino acids. The transcript is spliced from 5 exons.